Messenger RNA from Magnolia sinica, 1483 nucleotides. Its product is annotated as putative serine/threonine-protein kinase. Bases 1096 to 1335 code for a protein of 79 amino acids. The transcript has 4 exons. NCBI's taxonomy places the organism in Eukaryota, Viridiplantae, Streptophyta, Magnoliopsida, Magnoliales, Magnoliaceae. The record is from RefSeq and is a predicted model, not a curated record.
CAUCUAGAUAAAAAGAGAUUCAAGAUGGGAUUCAAAUCAUUCUGCUUAAGUUCAGCUCAAAUCAUAAGUUGUAAAUCAACUAUGAUCACAAGUGAUUGAUUUGUUUAGCUAAGUAAGCAUGAAAAAAUAAUAAUAACGAUUUCUAGUUCCUGUAAUGAAGAGAGUGGCCCUUAAAUUGCAGUCAGGUCUCUUUUUAGUCCAACUUAAAUCUAGUGGACUUGCAAUUUGGAGCCUAAUCCAUCAUAAAUAGAACUUAGUUUUUCUACUUAGACCAAUAAUUGCCAAUCCGUAUAAUAGUGCAUCCAAAUGCUAUUUAAGUAUAUCACCAUAAAACAUCUUACUAAAAUUUAAACUUGGGAUAGUUAAGUGGUCUAAAGAAACUGACAGUUCCAUAGAACAUCGAUAGGACAGUCAUGAUAAGGGUCAUCUUGAACUUCGAAAUUGGUUCCCACGAAUCUUGAAAUGCUAAAAAAAAUACCUGUACUUGAUCUUUGGGCGGGACAUUCAUUUCUGAUCAUGUGGGCGGGACAUGCAUUUCUGAUAGUGUAGUUUGUGAAUUUCAUGUAAGAAUAGUCUCCACUAGUUUUGAAAUUCUAUUAAUUGCUUCUUCAAGGAAAUCUUCAAUUAAAAGAUUUUGAUAUAAAAAAAGCAGCAGGUGGGGUCUCUAGGAGAGCCAUUCAAAGGACUUUAUAGACUAUUGUAACCGAAAAUUUCCUUGAAAUCCAUCUCUUUUGGGCCGGGAAAGGGACUUGCUGUAUACCUAAUCAAGGUACUUUUGGUCCAUCCAUUUCGGCCAUCAGUGUCACUCCAGGUAAUAUAUCCAGGACUGAAUAUUAGAAUUAAAUUCUGUAAAUUUCUAACUGUUUGAUACUAACAGAUGAAUAUACAUAUCCUUUUUCUUUUUUCUUUUCUUUUUUUUAAUUUAAAUUUCAUACCGACUGUUAGAAGUGCGCCAGGUUGGGGAAAGAAAAGCAAGACUGGUUUGAUCAUUGGGAUUGUAGUUGGUGUUGCGCUCUGAGCUUUAUAUCCAUUUUCGCAGUUUUUAUCUAGAGAUGCAGGAGAAGGGGUAUUGAUGAAGAUGAAGAGUGUCUAAUCAUGGCUACCAAAGUAAACAAUUUCAGUUAUUCUGAACUAAGGGCUGCAAUAGAGGACUUCAGUCCGGCAAAUAAGUUGGGAGAGGGAGGAUUUGGGCCCGUUUAUAAGUUAUAUUUUAAUCAUGCUACUGUGAAAAUGUUGAGCAACCUGAAGUAUGAAAGCAAUGCGUGGUUCUUGAGGUGGUCAACCAUGUGCAGUAAGCUUUCGGAUCAAAGUGAAGCUGAGAAUAGUGUUAGUUGAUGAAAAAUUGAUAACCAGUAAAGGCACAUCCAUGGAGUUGUUACUUGUGAUUGUUGAGAAGCUAUUUGGCUACGAGAAGGCAUUGGAUCUUGCUGUCAAUGAGAACUUUAAAUAGGCAUAUAACUAUUAUGUUGGUAUUGUACUUUUG